Messenger RNA from Schistosoma turkestanicum, 2484 nucleotides. The record is from the annotation of a GenBank genome assembly. NCBI's taxonomy places the organism in Eukaryota, Metazoa, Platyhelminthes, Trematoda, Strigeidida, Schistosomatidae.
CUUUGUUUCAGGGAAACAAUUCGAUAGUAACGCUACCAGCCUUUUUGGAAAUCGCUGUCCCAAUGGCAGACCGAAAGGCAGAGUUAGAGAGAAAAAAAGCAAAGCUUCUUGCUAUGCGAGAAGAGAAGAAAAAGAGAGAGGAAAUUAAAAAAAUUGGGAUACAGGAUGCCGAAGUCACUGAUAUACGGCAAACAACUGAGGAUUUAUUGAAGGAUCUUGGCUUACCUGAACCCGUCGUGCCACAAGCUAUCAAUAUACGUGAACUAGAGUCACCAUCUCAAGAUACGAUUGACAGUAUUAUUCAACGUAAUUCCAAGAAACGAAAAAACUUGCAAGUUUCUGAUGUUUUCGAGAUCGCAAUUCCUCCUCCGGAAACAAUAAUUUACAGUAAGGAAACUCAAACCCUAGAAGAACCUCAAGAACGGGAAACAGGUCGUUCAACUGAUUAUUAUGUGUUAACAUACGAUGAAGGCAAUCAUGAUGAAGUGGAUGCUAGUGCUGCAUUAGCUGAACUAGAGAAAAUGCCUCAUAUCGGUGUCACUAAAGCCGGACAAACUCGUGGUAUCUUAGAUAAAAUCGAUGGAAUACGAACAAUGACUGAUAGUGUUGAUGAGAAUACUUUAAACUCUACUCAACGUAGUGAUAUUGUUAUAAUGUCCGAGGAGGAGAAAGCUCAAAUCUUAUCAUCGGAUGCUUUUCUACGGUUUUUUGAACGUUCUUCACGUAUAAUUGAACGAGCUAUUUGUUAUUCAGAUGAAGGUAUCUUUUUGGAUUAUUCCGGUGAAGAUCGUGAAACUGAAGAAUCUGAUGAAUUGUUAACUGUAUUGAAUGAAUUUUUCGAUGAACGAUGGUCGAAACAUCGUACAAUUACCGGUUUAGAUUGGUCAACUAUAUUUCCAGAAUUAUUACUCACCGCAUAUCAUAUGAAUGAAGAAGCUGUACAUGAACCUGAAGGUGUUUGUUUAAUGUGGAAUAUGAAAUAUCCAAAGAAAUUAACACCGGAAUUUAUAUUUCAUUGUCAAUCCCCGGUUACAUCGGCUAGUUUAUCACGUUUUCAUCCGAAUAUUGUAGUUGGUGGUACGUAUUCUGGACAAAUUGUUUUAUGGGAUAGUCGUGUUAAUAAACGAACACCAGUUCAACGCAGUCCACUAACAUCAUGGGCUCAUACGCAUCCAGUAUUUGCAAUCACAUUGAUUGGUACUCAGAAUGCUCACAAUAUCAUUAGCUUAGGAUCAGAUGGUUCAUUAUGUGCAUGGAGUUUGGAAAUGUUAGCACAACCUAGAGAGAAAAGUAAAGUUUGUGAAAUGUCUUCCGGUGGUCUGUUUGAUCUUUAUCCUACAUGUAUGUCGUUUUUUGCUAAUGAUGUGAAUAAUUAUGCUGUUGGUGCGGAAAAUGGUAAUGCGUAUUGUGGACAACGGCAUAGCAGUCGUACAGGUGUUGCAGAAGAAACUUCACGUCAUGUUCCAUACAAAGGUCAUGGUGCACCAUUGACAGCUAUCUCUACACAUCCUAGUCCUGGUGCUUUUAGUUUUUCAUCUCUGUUUCUCACUGCAUCAUUAGAUUGGACUGUACGUUUAUGGUCUACACGUGAACAUAAACCACUGCAUACAUUUGAUGAUUAUUCUGAUUAUGUGUAUGAUGUAUGCUGGAGUCCUGUACAUCCAGCUGUAUUUUCCGCUGUUGAUGGUACUGGAAAUUUAGAUGUAUGGGAUAUGAAUCAAGAUGCUGAAGUUCCUGUGGCUCGUCGCAAAUUGGGAAUAUCAAGUAAUGUCGACACCUCUUCAUCGUCAUCAUCUGGUCUAGUUGGUGUUGCCUUAAAUAAAUGCCGUUGGAAUGUUGCAGGUACACAUAUAGCUGUUGGAGAUGAUACCGGUCGUGUUACUAUUUGUAGUGUUCACGAAAGUCUUUCUCAACCUGUUACUGAUGACUGGUCUAGUUUUGCACAUGUAUUGGCUGAUCUUAAACACUAUGAAACGGAGCCCGAAGUAGAAACCGAAGCAUAAUCUUGUUUCCGGACAUGGUUUUGAUUUUUUUUUUUACACUUCUGUUAGUCAUACAUACUUCUUUCUAUGUAGUGCUAAUCAAUCAGCUUCAAUUUCGUUUUGGGAUGUGGUAAUUGAAACGGUAUUUGUAAGCUGACAUAAACAUAUUUCCUCUUCACGACAUAUAUGAAGUACUUUGGUACUGGUAUUAGAAAUAACUUCAAAUGGCUGUGUUGAGUUCCCUUUGAAAAAAUAUCUUUUAUUACUUAUAUUUUGGUUUAUUUUAACUCUAUCAAAUUAUGUAAACAAUUUAGGAUAAUGGUGUGCAAUGGAGUUUUUAAUCUCUUCACUUUUAUUUGACUAUCUUUACUUGUGAUAAUUCUGGUUAAUUUAAUAAUAUUUUGUCUUAUCACUUUACUUUCUAUGCUUCUAACUGAUACUUAAUUUAAAUAUAGCUGAAAAAUUAUUCGUUAUCUACGCUUUCCUUUGUUAUGCUUAUUCA